AUGUUCAUUUACACAACCAUCUGGUACGGCCUUCUUGUUUUAUCAAAGUUGAGCUUGCUUUCGGAUACCGCAACGGAAAGCAAGGUAGUUUACAACAAAGAUGUCAGCAACCUCGGCCUUGCUGCUAUGCAGAAAAUGGAGACAAUGUCACGCGGAGACAACGUUUGGGACAAUUGCUGUGCAGUGAUUGGAUCUAUGAUCUCAUGGUUAGAGAGCAGUCGGGGGCAACCUCAAUCAAUGCAAGCUCCAGGAAACACUAAGGACGCCGGGGACGCUCAUAUGUUACCACAACCAACACCCGAAGAUGCCCCUCGACCCACAGAGUCUGCAGCGGUGGCCGAAGAUUGGGAUGCUACAGUGCGGCAGCAGAUGUUGCAAGAUUUGACCUGGAUAGGACUACCAGUGGAGCAGCAGCUUUGA
This is a messenger RNA of Aspergillus fumigatus Af293, 420 nucleotides long. RefSeq lists its product as uncharacterized. Lineage: Eukaryota; Fungi; Ascomycota; Eurotiomycetes; Eurotiales; Aspergillaceae. The record is from RefSeq and is a predicted model, not a curated record.